ACGCCAUAUUGGGGCCGACGGCAGGGGGAAGAGUCGUACAGUGGAAGGGGAAGCGGUUGGACGUAUUUGCUUGAGCUCCUGCGUUCGCCGCACCGCGCAAUCCCUCCACAUCGACCGCUGCUGGCCACUUACUGACCGUAGUCGGGCGCUUUAGGAGCCGCGUUCCAGCCACACACCUCACAGGGCUGGUAUCGACUUCUGAAGGGAGCCGGUCUCAGCUUAGGAGCUUUCAGGCGCGGCACAGCGCUCCCACGGACAGCCGGGACGGCCGGAGCCUCUCCCGGGGGAGCCGCGCUUGAGGAGGCGGAAGAGCCCCCUGACGCUACUGGUGUGAGCUGCCGCCACCGCCCCUCCCGCUGUCUCCCCGGCGGGCCCGGGCCACUGCCCCUGCCGCGGAGGCAGCGGCGGCGGCUUUCUAGUCGUCAACCGGCGCUCCGCGACCCGCUUUCUCCUCCUGAGCCCGUCGGUUAGGCUUUCCCCGGGUCCCUGCUCCCUCUUCCCCCUCUCCUCGCCCUCCCCCUCUCUUCACCCUUCCCUGACCCACCCGAGCCCGGCGCCCGGGCUGCCCCCGGCAAUGGCGUGCGGAGCUACUCUGAAAAGGACUCUGGAUUUCGACCCGCUGCUGAGCCAGGCGUCCCCGAAGCGGAGGCGAUGUGCGCCAUUGUCGGCACCCACCUCGGCCGCCGCCUCCCCGUCUGCCGCGGCAGCGGCCACCGCCGCCUCCUUCUCGGCCGCCGCCGCUUCGCCGCAGAAGUAUCUCCGAAUGGAGCCUUCCCCCUUCGGCGAUGUCUCUUCCCGCCUCACUACAGAACAAAUUCUGUACAACAUAAAACAAGAGUAUAAACGCAUGCAGAAGAGAAGACAUUUAGAAACUAGUUUCCAACAGACAGAUCCAUGUUGUGCUUCUGAUGCACAGCCAAAUGCAUUUCUCCUCAGUGGACCAGCUUCACCAGGGACUGCAUCUGCAACAUCCUCCCCAUUAAAAAAAGAACAGCCCUUAUUCACUCUACGGCAAGUUGGGAUGAUCUGUGAACGUUUGUUGAAAGAACGUGAAGAAAAAGUUCGAGAAGAGUAUGAAGAAAUAUUGAACACAAAACUUGCAGAACAAUAUGAUGCAUUUGUGAAGUUUACGCAUGAUCAAAUAAUGCGGCGAUAUGGAGAACAGCCUGCUAGUUAUGUUUCAUGAAUCACGUUUUCUGCAGUUGUGGGCUGCCUUGUUCUUGUUGAGUUGUUGCAAGAGGUCCCAAUUAAGACAUGCAGCAAUGCCAAUACCCCCCCUGUGAAUACAGGUUAUUUCAAGCUUUCGUGAAUGGCAGCCACUCUUAGGCAGCAUCUGGUUUUGGAAAUUUCCCUGAUGUCAGUACCACCUGAAUGUGGACCUUUGCUACCUGUAUUAAUACCAGUGGCCUGAUGUGCUGUAUCAUUACAAUUUGGCUUCUUUUAUUAAUGAUAUGUUUGAAAAAGAUUAAAGCUGGUAUUCUAGAACAUGCCCUUCACUGGUUGUGUAAAUAAAACUGUAGAAUGACACUUCAGGCUGAAGUUAGUGUGAUUUUAAUUGUGCACUACAACCAAGCUGUAACCAGUUAUUAAUAAUUUAGAAUGUAAUCCAGAGACAAUGUUAAGCAAAUAGCCUACAGUGCUUCCUGUGAAAUAGGAGGGCAUUUCUGUAUUCCAUGACUUCUUGGGGUCUCAGAAUGGGUUUAUAUGAUUUUUUUUUUUUUUUUUGGUAGUUUUUAUUUAUUCUAUCAGUCUUUUUAACAAAUGUUAUUGCAUUUUUUUUUUCCCCAGUGUAUCAUUGUUUUACUGCCCUUGUAGUACUGGAAUUUAGUUGGAAGAAUAAAACAUUUACUUCUAA
Molecule: messenger RNA, 1855 nt
Organism: Choloepus didactylus (southern two-toed sloth)
Lineage: Eukaryota; Metazoa; Chordata; Mammalia; Pilosa; Megalonychidae
Gene: AKIRIN2
Product: akirin 2
Exons: 5
Coding region: 575-1186 (203 amino acids)
Biological process (GO): positive regulation of innate immune response; positive regulation of transcription by RNA polymerase II
Cellular component (GO): nucleus; chromatin
Molecular function (GO): transcription coregulator activity
Source: RefSeq, a predicted model, not a curated record